AUGGCAUCAGAAGCAGACAUAGAUGAUGAAAUCGCCGAUCUCAAGGCGCGAGUCGAGACGCUCAGGGGCCAAGUCUGCCUCCAGGCCAGCGUCCUUCUCACAACAGACUCCGCCCGCCAUGCUAUCACAUCAGACACCAGCGCACAGGAUCUACAGGAACGCCUGGAGAAGCAAAUAGCUUACGACCAGCAUUGUCUCUAUCGUGCUUGCGCCGGGAUCACCACCUUCCGCGUGCGCGAUCCCGACCCAAACGCCGUCGACGGCGGCAACGUUCUGGGCGUGCGCAUCGAGGUCAUGACCCGGUCCAAGUUCCUCCGGCCUUACUUCGUGCUACUUAACCGCCCUUACUCAGGAAACGAGCAGAGAAAACGAUUUCUACGGGUGCAUCGCCACACCGUCCCACCGUGUAUCCCGCUCAGUGGCCUGGCGGCGCGGUACCUGCCUGCCCCAAAGCCGAUAAGGUCCGAAGGUGAGAAUGGUGAGGCCAUUCCGGAGAAGCGUCAAGACCUCUCGCGCUUCGUGCGAUGUCUGCGCCGAGACAUCGUGCGGUACCACAACCGCGUGUCCGUCAUCGCGGACCUGCGUAGGGCGGUGGGUCUGGACGGCAAGCGGAGGGACGCAGAAGAGCUGGCGGAGAGCAGCUCGCUCCUGGCAAUCAGUGCGGCGGACACCGAGGCAAAACAGGUCAGGAUUGACUGGAAGGACGGCCGGUCAGGGCGGCUCGUCAUUGGGGAUGACGGCGACGUGGUCAAGUUGGUCGUGUUCGGGGACAUGGGCCGGGAUCGCGAGCUGACCCGGGAGCUGCUCAGUGACGGUUCGCGAUUGGAGGAUGUUGCGCGCAAACUGGGCUCUGUGUGA
Diaporthe amygdali is the source of this 858-nucleotide messenger RNA. RefSeq names its product cenp-o kinetochore centromere component. The transcript has 2 exons. The record is from RefSeq and is a predicted model, not a curated record. Gene Ontology annotation, cellular component: kinetochore; Mis6-Sim4 complex. NCBI's taxonomy places the organism in Eukaryota, Fungi, Ascomycota, Sordariomycetes, Diaporthales, Diaporthaceae. Bases 1 to 858 code for a protein of 285 amino acids.